AUGUCGAGCAGGACAACGCCGGGGUCGAUGGGGAGGUACACUCUCUCCCAAUCCGAAAGUGCAUCUUCGGACCUUGCUGGGGGAGCUGAUAGAAGAGAAACUGAAAUAGUCGUGGUUUUCGAUACGAAUUCUCUUCGACUCAGAGAAGAAGAAGAACAUUGUUGGAGAGAGAGGCUUUGGGAGGUGAAAUGCAAGGCAGAGUUCGGGGAUAAUGGAUAUUGUGUUUUAAUUGAUCAAAAAGCUUGUUGCAAAUGUCUUCCUCAAUUUGAACCGGUCAACAAGGAGGAUGGGAGUUCAGGCUGUCGAAGGAAUUCCACUGUGGAGAGUUGCAAAAGCAGCAAAGGGAAUUUCACCAUGGAACCAGUAGCACCUAACACCGUAUGGGAAAAUAAAAGUACUUAUGCUGUUCUCAAAUCGCCAUCCCAAGCCAAUUGCGGAGAAGCAUGUUCGCAGGAGUACUGCGACUGUGAAGCUGCACUGUUCAAGGACGGGCUUUGCGCAAAACAUAAGCUUCCUUUGCGAUUUGUGAGAAGAAAUCAAACCGACUCAACCUUAGCCCUUAUCAAGCAACAUCAUCUUUUUACUAUAGAAAUCGCUUGCCAUAUAUCGAGAGGACUAGUUUAUCUCCAUGAAGAGUGUGAGCCACAAAUCAUUCAUUGCGACAUAAAACCCCAGAACAAACUCAUGGAUGAAAACAGAGUCCCAAAAAUAUCCGACUUCGGAUUGGCAAAGUUGUUGAAGGUUGAUCAAAGCAGAGCCUUUACAGACAUUAGAGGGACAAAGGGAUAUGUUGCUCCAGAGUGGUUUCGAAAUUUGCCCGUGACAAUCAAAGUAGAUGUUUACAGCUUUGGAAUUGUGCUCUUGGAAAUUAUAUGCUGUCGAAAGAGUGUGGAUCAUAAUCUUCCGAAGGAAGAAGCUAUUCUUGAACAAUGGGCAUACCAAUGCUUUGAGGCUGGAGAGCUAGGUAAACUAGUUAAUAAUGAAGAGGUUGACAAGACACAAUUGGAGAGAAUGGCUAAAGUUGGACUUUGGUGA
This is a messenger RNA of Alnus glutinosa, 1035 nucleotides long. Its product is annotated as G-type lectin S-receptor-like serine/threonine-protein kinase At1g34300. NCBI's taxonomy places the organism in Eukaryota, Viridiplantae, Streptophyta, Magnoliopsida, Fagales, Betulaceae. The transcript has 3 exons. Gene Ontology annotation, molecular function: ATP binding; protein kinase activity. The record is from RefSeq and is a predicted model, not a curated record. Gene Ontology annotation, biological process: protein phosphorylation. The coding region runs from base 1 to 1035 and encodes 344 amino acids.